AUGGCUGCGUUUAAUGAGUGCAAUAAAAACAAUAGAAACUCAAGUGAUUCCCAUGUCCAGCUCAGUUCCGUAUUAGAUAAGCAAUUAAGGGGAAAAUUCUUCGCUAUUGCCAGCUUAGCCGCCAUAUUGGCUUGCGCCUGCGCUGACGUCUCUGAGCUAUCUGGUUAUCACUACCACCCGCAUCACUAUAGUGCUCCAUCCCAUUCGUACAUUCCACCGGCAGCUACUGCUCCUGAACCAGUCUUCGCUCCUGCGCCUGCUCCAGCACCAGUUUACCAGCCAGCUCCUGCAGCCGCUGCUCCAGCUCCAGUAUACUACCAACCAGCUCCAGCUGCUUCCCAAAUCUACGAGCAGCCCGCUGAGGAUGGUUACAGAUACCGUACCGUGCGUCGUCGUGUCUACAGACAACGUCGCUUGUAA
This is a messenger RNA of Rhagoletis zephyria (snowberry fruit fly), 420 nucleotides long. RefSeq lists its product as uncharacterized. Lineage: Eukaryota; Metazoa; Arthropoda; Insecta; Diptera; Tephritidae. The record is from RefSeq and is a predicted model, not a curated record.